Messenger RNA from Nicotiana attenuata, 2894 nucleotides. Its product is annotated as trihelix transcription factor GT-2-like. The transcript is spliced from 2 exons. Lineage: Eukaryota; Viridiplantae; Streptophyta; Magnoliopsida; Solanales; Solanaceae. Bases 287 to 2368 code for a protein of 693 amino acids. The record is from RefSeq and is a predicted model, not a curated record.
CUGGGUCUACCAUUUUUAUUUAUGUAUUUCUUGUAUUUUAAGAGGUGUGAGAUUGACAGGCAGAUCCCACCGAAAUAAAUUAAUAAAUUCACCACACCCCCCCCAUCUUCAUAAAAACCCCUCAGAAUUCACCAUCUUUUUUUUCUUCUAUUAUUCAUCAGCUGUAAUUGCUGCACAGAACAGAAGAGAAGAGGAGGAGGGGGUUAAUAAGAAGUAGUACUAGUAGAAAUAUAGUAGCAGUACUCCUCUCUUUUCUUUUUAGAAAAAAGAAAAAGAAAAAAAAAAGAUGCUAGGAGUUUCUGGGAUAAUAAGCAGAACUAAUUCAGGAGGUGGGGGAGAAAAUCCAGAAAGCGGCGGCGGAGCAGGUAGUGGAGGAAGUAGUGAAAUAGGUAUAGGAGGUGGCGGAAUUUCAAUAUCUGGUGGAUUUAUGACAGAAGAAGAUAGAGCAAUAAGAAAUAUGGAAGAAGGUGAGAGGAAUUCAGGUGGUGGAAAUAGAUGGCCAAGACAAGAAACAAUAGCUUUGCUGAAAAUAAGGUCGGAGAUGGACGUUGUUUUUCGAGAUUCUAGUCUUAAAGGUCCCUUAUGGGAAGAAGUUUCCAGGAAAAUGGCGGACCUCGGUUUCCAUCGAAGUGCCAAGAAAUGUAAAGAGAAAUUCGAGAAUGUUUACAAGUAUCACAAGAGAACUAAAGAUGGUCGAGCUUCUAAAGCAGAUGGCAAAACUUAUCGUUUUUUUGAACAAUUAGAAGCUCUUGAAAACAACCCUUCUUCUCAUCAUUCUUUAUUAUUGCCACCACCAAUUACUUCUUCUCGUCCCCCACCACCUCCAUUGGAAGCUACUCCUAUAAAUAUGGCCAUGCCAAUGCCAUCUGGAAAUGCUAAUACCAUAAAUCUUCAACUCCCAGCUUCACAACAACAAGGUACUACUACUGUCACUGUUUCAUCAGCGCCACCAAAUAAUAGUAAUAUUUUUGUGUCUUCUCAUCAAAAUACAAUCUCUCACCAAAAUAUUCCGUUAAGCUCUUCCAUGGCACCAUCACCAAUACCAUCGCCACAACCAGCUAAUAAUCCGAUAAAUAAUCUUCAACCAAAUACAAAUUUUCCAUCCCAUGAUCAGAAUAUUUCAGCAAUGUCGUAUUCGACUUCUUCAUCCACUUCCUCGGACGAGGAUAUACAAAGGCGGCAUAAGAAGAAGAGGAAAUGGAAGGAUUUUUUUGAGAGGUUGAUGAAGGAUGUGAUUGACAAACAAGAGGAUUUGCAAAGAAGGUUUUUGGAGACAUUAGAGAAACGAGAGCGUGACCGGAUGGUACGAGAAGAAGCUUGGAGAGUACAAGAAGUGGCAAGAAUGAAUAGGGAACAUGAUCUUUUAGUCCAAGAAAGAUCAAUGGCAGCAGCUAAAGAUGCAGCUGUUAUUUCAUUCUUGCAAAAGAUAACCGAACAGCAAAACAUCCAAAUUCCAAGUAACAUCAAUGUUGCUCCUCCAUCAGCACAAGUACAAAUACAAUUGCCCGAAAAUCCACCACCUCCGCCAACACGUUCACAAGUAGUGCAGCAACAAACACAACCAACUGCAGUUCUAGUAUCACCAGCGCCACCUCAACCAUCACCCGCAACACCAGCUCCAAUAUCAUUGCCGGUGACGAUACCAACUCCUGUAUCAGCACAGUCACUGCCACUAACACCGCCAGUACCAGCCAAGAACGUGGAAUUAACACCGAAAAGUGAUAAUGGGGGUGAGGGUUAUACUCCAGCAAGCUCUUCAAGAUGGCCUAAAGCAGAAGUUGAAGCGUUAAUUAAGCUACGAACACAGCUAGAUGUUAAGUACCAAGAAAACGGACCAAAAGGGCCGCUGUGGGAGGAGAUAUCAGCUGGAAUGAAGAAAUUUGGAUACAACAGGAAUGCCAAGAGAUGCAAAGAGAAAUGGGAGAAUAUCAACAAGUACUUCAAGAAAGUGAAGGAGAGUAACAAGAAGAGACCAGAAGAUUCCAAGACUUGCCCAUAUUUCCACCAGCUCGACGCAUUGUACAAGGAGAAAGCUAAGAACGAAACUUCAUCUUCUUCAUUCAGUAAUCCAUCAGCAAGUGGGUUUGCAUUAAACCCGGAAAACAACCCAAUGAUGCCGAUCAUGGCUCGUCCAGAACAACAAUGGCCGCUUCCGCCACAUCAUCAACAACCACAACAACACCAUGAAAGUACCCGAAUGGAUCACGACCACGAGAGUGAUAACAUGGAUCAAGACGAGGAUGAUGAAGACGAGGAAGACGAGGAUGAGGAAAAUGCGUAUGAGAUAGUGGCAAACAAACAGCAAUCAUCAAUGGCAGCAGCCAACACAACAACCACCACCACAGCUACUGCUACAACGACAGUUUGAGCGAGCUUAGCACAGAUCUCAAAUGGAGAAAGAGAAGAGAAGUGAAGAGGGGGGCAAAAAGAGCGGAAUUUUUAAAAACAAAUGUGGGUAAGUGACUGAACAUUGGGAAUAGCAAGUGGGUCAACAGAUUCUUGCAGGAAAGUGUCAGAUUGGAUCAGAUCUCAGAAAAUUCCGGUUGGUAUGAGAAGACGGUCACUCUGAAAAAUAGCUCAUUUGGAGGAAAAGGUGAACAAAUUGACACAUCAUUUCAUUUUUUCUUUUUUGUUGAAACUCUUUUUUCUUUUUUUCUUUUUCUUUUAAUUUUGAGUUGGGGAUGUUGGUAACGGGGUAUAGUGUAGUUUUUGGUGGUAUAAGCUUAUUUGCACUUCCAUUGUUUAUUUAUUGAUUAUCAAAAUAAAGUUUAUUGAGGGAAGGGGAGGGAAGAGAAAAAGGGACAUAAAGGGAGAUUUUUAAAGGAAUAAAAUGAAGGGACAAAGUCUGUAAUUUUUUUUUACGUCUUUUUUCUUUUAUAAAUUUCCUUUUUGUU